UACAGAUAGAAAAGAUUUAAUGACAAUUGUCAUAACUAAAAUAACUGACUGUACACCAGUAGGCCAUGCGCCAUUAACGCCAUGUUUUUUUUCCAUUUUGGCAUGUCUCAGUGUAUAUACCUAUAUUGUUUAGUCUAUGUUGGCACGCGAAGUAUGUAAACACUCAGUUCCUGUCUUCUAAUUUCUAUAGUCAUUGGCACAACCGGCCGGCUAGAAAAAAAAAAAAGUUUUUGCGCUAUUAAUUAUUUUGAGUUGCGCGCGCCGUGCGAGUGCAUAGACUGUAAUCUAGCAGUGAAGGAGAAGAGGAGUAGAGCAAUAAGUUAUUGAUCCAGGAUUCUGCACCUGCGCACUAUCCUGCACAUUGUAGGUACUUGUAAUUUUAAUCUCUUUGUCAGUCCGUAUUUUUAGAAGAAUUUCUCGUUCUAGAAGAACUUAUUUGUACAGAAGUUUAAAUACUGUUUAGUAAAACGUCGACGUAUGCGAUCAUGCCCAAAAAAUUGCCAAAUAGCGGUUUUUAUUACUUCAUGCUAGAUUUCAAAGAACAGCAAAGACUAAAAGGCAUCCAUUAUCAGGCCUUAAGUGAGGUCGUCCCAGUUGCCGAUCCGGAAUGGAGGAGUUUACCACCUUCAGCGAGAGCGAAGUAUGAGGAAAUAGCCAUGAAAGCGAAGGAAAAGCGCAACAUGCCUACCACAAAGUAUGCGUCUACUGGCGUCCCGCUGCAAAUGAUUGCACAACAAGAAGAGGAGAAACAGAGUGCCAUAGAUACCGAGAUCCAGGAUAUUCGAAAUUUAGUUAAAACAAAGACCUUGAGCAAUGAAAUUUUAGACGAAUACUUCUAUUUAAUAGAUGUAAAUUAUUAUUGUAAAUGGGAUGACGGCAUGCAUUUGAUUGGAGAGAGUACCGUUUUGAGGUUCAACCUGCGAAAUGGAAUCAAAGAUUAUUACCCAGAACUGAUCAAUCCUGGAAUGAUACCGACUGGAUACGCGUCGGAUGUAAAAGAGGGGUGUAUAGAGCUUGGGCUGGACAUGCCGGAUGAGGAGUCACCGAGUAACAUGAUGGACAUCCUCGCGAAUAUCAUCGACUUCCUCCGGCAGAAGGACGUAAAUUCGAAGGCUCUACCGCCACUGUUCACAAUGCCGGAGAAAUUGAUACCUUGUAAGAGCUUCCUGAACCAAAUGUGCCGGACUGCUAAUUUAAAAGGUGAGGAUGAACUGCUCUUCCGUCUGUACCGCCUGGAUACGUUGUUCUUCUAUCUGAUCAACGGCAUAAAAACUCAAAGAAAUGAAGGGUUCCCUCAUGAGUCCCUCGCGCUUGCUGUACUGAGAAAGGAUAACUUCCGGUACAGCCAAGGAUUGGCUUGCAAACACCAUACUGAAAGAGGCAAGCCGAUAGAAUGCACGGACUCUCGCACGUUCCGCUGGGCAUACACCGUGCUCGACUCGUGCUGCCCCGUCGCAGGCAUCCAGGUCCGGCCCGGGAACCAUGUGCCCAGCGACAUAAACGUUGAAAAAUUCAAGGACGACAGGGCCACCCGUACUAAAGCUAGAAUAGCUGGAUAUGAGGCGGCAUCAUCGUCCUGCAACACUACGGCCAACGAUUCUAUAUUGGAUGACACCGCGAGCACUUCAGGCUCCGUCGUCAGUGCGCCGUCGAGGGCCUGGGCCCAACCCUCUAGCAGUCAGGCGUCGAGUGCCUGGCCACAACUCGCUGGCAAUCAGCCGUCUAGUGACUGGCCUCAACUCUCUCCCAGUCAGUCGUCGAGUGCCUGGCCACAACUCCCUGGCAGUAGCACUGGCUCUGGUAGUCAAAUGGCAAGAGCCUGGCCACAGCCAUUUCUCAGUCAGUCGUCUAGACCCCGAGGUAAACCCUCCGGCAGCGGUGCUACGGAGCGGCAAUCUGAAUCUGGGAGACGAGAGCGACGCACACACGAACCUUUGCGCAUGCCGCAAGCUGACUAUUCCCAGAACAUCCAGGGGACGAACGAAUGGAUGGAGAAACAUAGUCCUCUACUGGAGACAGCAGGCCAUGGACGUGGUCGCGGUCUAGCCAGCAGCAUGAACAAGAUGAACAUAAAUAAAAAAAAGUAAAGCAUUCAAUGCCAUUUAAUUUUCUACUCUUUUAUCAUUAUGUAAUGAAUCUUGAUUUACUUUGUAAGUAUAGUGUUGUCAGAUGGGCUGCGUUUGCUUAGGUGGAAAAUACAAAAGAUCAUACAGAAAUAUUGGACAUAAUUACUUGGAACUUUACCUACAAUUUAUUGACGUUAGCUAUGGACUAAACUAAGUCGAUUAAUUUUUUUUACCUAUAAGUAAUAAAAACAUUGACAACUAUUCUCUUAGCCACUUGACCAAAUUGCUUUAAUAUCUUAUGGGCCUUUUUUCCAACGCCAAAUAAAUUUUAAGUGAGGAACAACUAUGAUUAUUUGACGAUUCCUCCUAAGAAUUAUUAACAAAAAAAAAAUUAACUAUAAUCGCGAGUUACUCACGUGAAUAUACUGAGAAAAGCUCUACUAUUU
Molecule: messenger RNA, 2512 nt
Organism: Spodoptera litura
Lineage: Eukaryota; Metazoa; Arthropoda; Insecta; Lepidoptera; Noctuidae
Gene: mael
Product: germ-plasm component protein maelstrom
Biological process (GO): spermatogenesis; piRNA processing; regulation of miRNA-mediated gene silencing
Cellular component (GO): P granule; nucleus
Molecular function (GO): sequence-specific DNA binding
Source: RefSeq, a predicted model, not a curated record